Messenger RNA from Asparagus officinalis (garden asparagus), 2796 nucleotides. Its product is annotated as protein transport protein SEC23. The record is from RefSeq and is a predicted model, not a curated record. The coding region runs from base 193 to 2793 and encodes 866 amino acids. Gene Ontology annotation, biological process: intracellular protein transport; endoplasmic reticulum to Golgi vesicle-mediated transport; COPII-coated vesicle cargo loading. Gene Ontology annotation, molecular function: GTPase activator activity; zinc ion binding. Gene Ontology annotation, cellular component: endoplasmic reticulum exit site; COPII vesicle coat. The transcript has 6 exons. NCBI's taxonomy places the organism in Eukaryota, Viridiplantae, Streptophyta, Magnoliopsida, Asparagales, Asparagaceae.
AACAAAAAUAAAUAAAUUUAUUGAAAAAGCAGAAAGAAAUUUGCUUCCAAGUCCAAAUCCAGAGAGAGAGAGAAAGAGGGGGGAUCUGGAUUUGGUAAAAAUCCCCUCCUCUGACCUCCGAAAUUUUCUGUCAGUGAAUUCUUGUUGGUUGAGUUUUGACUUUAAAAUUUCUUCGCAGCUAUUUUGUUAUAAAUGGAAACUCCGCCGCAGCAACCUCAGCUCGCAUACAACCCUCCUGCUUCUUCACCGGGAACACCCACACCUCGCCCUGAAAGGCGACCAAACCCUCCUCAGUUCUCCUCUCCUUUGACAUCGAGAUUUUCUCCCCAGAGACCCCCACAAGACCAAAAUCAAAUACCAGACUCCUCAGCAUCGGGCAAUGGAGUUCUCUUGGGUAGUCCGACCCCUCAAUUCAGUACUCCACCUCGCCCACCUGUCUUCUCUUCGCCCCUUCGGCCUUCACCUGUUCCUUUUCGGACGUCCCCUGCAACCCCCCAGCCAGUUCCAUUCUCACCGGGCUCCUCUUUGCCCGCAUCAUCUCCUCCCCUUUAUUCAAAUGGAUCUACAGACCUACCACUCCAUCAUUCAGGGGGUAUCGAUGAGUCGUCUUUUGAAUCUCCGUAUGUGCUCUUUUCUUCACACAAGGUAUUGAAACAUAAAAAACUAGCAAAUGUCUCGAGCUUGGGAUUUGGAGCAUUAGUCUCUCCUGGGAAAGAAAUAGCAUCCGGUACUCAAGUAGUACAGCGUGAUCCUCACCGAUGCCAAAACUGUGGAGCUUAUGUUAACCUUUAUUGUGAGAUUUUACUAGGUUCUGGACAAUGGCAGUGUGUGAUUUGCAAGAAAUUAAACAGUAGUGAUGGUGAAUAUAUUGCUCCCAGCAAGGAAGUCCUCUUUAACUGGCCUGAACUCUCAUGCUCAGCUAUUGAUUAUGUCCAGAUUGGGAAUAAAAGACCAGGAUUUAUGCCUGUUUCUGAUUCAAGAAUGUCAGCCCCAAUAUUUCUUGUCAUUGAUGAGUGCUUAGAUGAAGCUCAUCUCCAGCAUUUACAGGGUUCUUUGCAUGCUUUCGUUGAUUCUCUUCCCCCGACCACAAGAAUCGGGGUAAUUUCAUAUGGGCGGACUGUCUCAGUUUACGAUUUUUCAGAGGGUUCAAUGGCAUCUGCUGAUGUUCUUCCUGGCGAAAAAUCACCUGAUCAAGAAUCUUUGAAAGCCUUGAUCUACGGGACUGGUGUUUACUUAUCACCGGUUCAUGCUUCGCUUCCUGUAGCACACACUAUUUUUUCGUCUCUGCGGCCAUACAAACUUAACUUGCCAGAAGCAUCUAGAGAUCGAUGCCUUGGUGCUGCAGUGGAGGUAGCCUUAGCCAUAAUACAAGGACCCUCAGUUGAGAUGUCUCAUGGAAUUAUCAAAAGAUCCGGAGGCAAUUCCAGAAUCUUGGUUUGUGCCGGUGGUCCAAAUACUUAUGGCCCGGGAUUAGUUCCUCACUCAUUUAGUCAUCCUAAUUACCCGUACAUGGAGAAAACUGCUAUAAAGUGGAUGGAGCAUUUAGGUCAAGAGGCACAUCGGCAUGCCACUGUAGUUGAUAUUCUUUGUGCUGGAACUUGUCCAGUGAGAGUUCCUAUCUUAUUGCCGCUAGCAAAAAGUUCUGGUGGUGUGCUUGUUCUUCAUGAUGAUUUUGGGGAAGCUUUUGGUGUUAACUUGCAAAGGGCGUCGAUGAGAGCAGCAGGUUCUCAUGGUCUAUUUGAGAUACGUUGUUCUGAUGAUAUUCUUGUGACUCAAGUCAUUGGCCCAGGUGAAGAGGCACCUACAGAUGCUCAUGAAACGUUCAAGAAUGACUAUUCGUUUCCUAUUCAGAUGCAUAGUGUGGAAGAAACACAGAGCUUUGCCCUGUCCAUGGAAACAAAACGCGAUAUUAAGAACGACCAUGUUUAUUUCCAAUUUGCAGUUCAAUAUUCAGAUGUGUACCGGGCUGACAUAUCUAGAGUUAUCACCGUGAGGCUACCUACUGUAGACAGUGUUUCUGCAUAUCUUGGGAGCAUUCAAGAAGACGUCUCUUCUGUUCUUAUUGCUAAAAGGAGUCUACUUUAUGCCCAAAACCCUACUGAUGCAAUUGACAUGAGACUUACAGUAGAUGAGAGAGUCAAGGACAUUGCUUCUAAAUUUGGAUCUCAGAUGCCGAAGUCAAAGCUUUUCCGGUUCCCAAAGGAACUUUCUUUGCUGCCUGAGAACUUGUUUCAUCUUAGAAGGGGACCAUUGUUAGGAAAUAUAGUUGGCCAUGAAGAUGAAAGAUCUGUUUUAAGAAACUUGUUCUUGAAUGCAUCUUUCGACUUGUCUCUCCGAAUGCUGGCACCGCGAUGCUUAAUGCACCGUGAAGGAGGCACAUUUGAAGAGUUGCCAGCAUAUGAUCUUGCCAUGCAGUCUAAUACUGCUGUUGUGCUUGAUCAUGGGACAGAUGUUUUCAUUUGGUUGGGUGCUGAACUUGCAUCUCAAGAAGGCAAAAGUGCGGCAGCUUUAGCGGCUUGCAGAACCUUGGCAGAAGAACUCACUGAAAAUCGUUUUCCUGCUCCACGGAUCCUUUCUUUCAAAGAGGGGAGCUCACAAGCAAGAUAUUUUGUUUCUCGGCUAAUACCAGCUCAUAAAGAUCCUCCUUAUGAACAGGAGGCAAGAUUCCCUCAGCUACGUACGCUAACGCCUGAUCAGAGAGCGCGGCUAAAGGCCAGUUUCCUUCAUUUUGACGACUACAGCUUCUGCGAGUGGAUGCGUAGCCUGAAGCUUGUACCCCCAGAAUCGAGCUAGUAA